Zymoseptoria tritici IPO323 is the source of this 1440-nucleotide messenger RNA. RefSeq names its product putative P450 monooxygenase (gene CYP-77). The transcript has a single exon. The record is from RefSeq and is a predicted model, not a curated record. NCBI's taxonomy places the organism in Eukaryota, Fungi, Ascomycota, Dothideomycetes, Mycosphaerellales, Mycosphaerellaceae. Gene Ontology annotation, molecular function: oxidoreductase activity, acting on paired donors, with incorporation or reduction of molecular oxygen; monooxygenase activity; heme binding. Bases 1 to 1440 code for a protein of 479 amino acids.
AUGCCAAUCGCACAUCUAGCUCUCUCCGUCCUCGCUAUCUGGACAAUAGGCUGCCUUAGUCUUACUACCUACCUCGACCCACUACAAUCCAUCCCAGGACCUCUGAAAUGCCGUCUAACACCACUCUGGUCCUGGUACCACUCCAUCAUCGGCGACGAAAGCCGGCAAAUCGACGCCCUGCACAAACUUUACGGACCCAUUGUCCGAAUAUCGCCCAAUCAAGUCGUUAUCGCCGACGGUCGCGCUUUGGCACAAAUCUACUCGGAAAAGGGCGGGUUCCUCAAAGCUCCGUUCUACGAGAAUUUCGAUGCCGAGGGUCAUCAGACGAUUUUCAGCGCGCGGGAUCCGGGGUAUCGAGGCGUGAGGAGUAGGGCUGUUGGGCAGAUGUUUAGUGUUGGGGCGGUGAAGGGUGGGAGUAAGAGGAUUCAGGGGUGUAUUGAUGAGUUUGUGGAGAAGUUGGAGGAGGAGGCGGGGAAGAACGGGGCGAGGGUGGAUGUGUUGAGGCUUGCGAGAGGGCUUGCGAUUAAUGUUGUUGGUGCGUAUUUGUUUGGCGAGGAGUAUGGCGACUUGAGCGACGGUACGACGAUGGAAAGUGCAGGCGCUUAUGUUGACUUCAUCGUUGAGAUUGGUCGAUUCUUCUUCCUACCGCCUUGGUUGUUUCAACGGGUAUUCGCCUCGUUGAGUUACUUUCAGCCAAUGGCUUCGGAAACAGAGAAGAGUAUAUUCAAGGUGGACAGCUUCACGCGGCGUCUAGCUGAAAGGCCCAUCGAUGCCAACGAUGGCACCUACCAAGGCCGACUCCUGAAAGCUGGCAUCAGCGUUGACGAAGCAGACGUCCAGAUGAAAGACGUCGUCUUCGCAGGCACGGACACAACGGCCUUGAAUCUAAGCAAUAUCCUCUGGAAUCUGGCAAAGCAUCCGUUCAUCUACGCAAAGCUGCAGGCUGAGCUGGCUAAAACACCAGACAACGACUCAACAUACGACGCUCAACGACACCCAUAUCUCGAUGGUGUCAUUCGUGAGGGCCUACGGACACUGCGUGCCAAUCCGACUCGAUUUCCACGCCAAGUUCCGCCAGCGGGAUAUGUCUACACCUCGCCGGACGGCAGGACAUAUCGCCUUGCAAGCGGUACGAUCGUAGGCAUAUCGCCUUCCGCGCUGCACUUCAACCCAGCAGUAUUCCCAGACCCACAGAAUUUCCAGCCGGAACGCUGGCUCAAUCCUUCAUCUGAGAUGCUGCGAGACUGGAUUCCGUUCGGUCUUGGUCCGCGACAGUGCAUCGCACGGAACCUGGCGAUGAUGGAGCUGGCACUGGCUGUGAAGGCUGUUGUUCGCUCAGGCGUGCUGAAGGACGCGAAACCCGUUGCGGGCAAGAUUGAGAUCAUGGAGUGGUUCAACGCCAGGAUCAUGGGCGGGAAGGUCGAGCUCGUCUGGACCUGA